AUGUCGUAUGCACACGUGUUCGCUCGAAAGAGUGCGUCUGACAUCCCCCCCUGAGCCCCACGGUGCUUACGGGAUCUUAGGUCUUAGUCAGUGAUGGUCGUUUACGCGUAUACCUUAUUUGUCUAUGUCUCGAUGUAAACAAUUCGUAUACAAUGAAUACAAUGUAUAGAAUGAUGAAGACAAUGUAUAGAAUAGCAUAAGUGAGGUUAGGUUUAUUCGCAAACGUCAGAAAGUUGGUCAACAGUCAACAACUUAAAAAAAAAUAUGGUUGGACGCUCCAAGAACAAAGAAAUCGAUGAACAAGGGUUCAUUUGUUGUUCUUAAUUUAUUUGAAACUGUGUCUUUGUAUACGUAUAUAAAUAAAUAUUAUAUAUUUUUUCAUUAUUUAUAAACUACUUCCACAGUCAAACCAAUAAUGCAAUGUUGCAGAAUUGGUAUCUAUCCUGAACUUUCAGUUCCACCAAAAAUCGGAGAACCAUUAGGAUCGAUCUGGAAAUGAUCCCAAACAGAUUCGACAGAAAUGUGUAUUUGAGCGUAGAAAACAAGGUGUUGCAGCAAGUUGUGGCCUUCCACUAUCGGAGGGCCAGCUUGUUCUGUUCAGCUAGUGCCAGAAGACCUGAAAUUUUUCUCUUUUUUUGCCUGGGGCAUCUUUGUUGGAUUGUGGAAGAAAAAUUCAUAGAUAAUUUCCUGGGUCAUUCCUGUUGAUCUUAUUGUCUUCAGCCGCACUUUUCCCCAGACGGAACCACGUGAAAAACCCUACCCGACAUCAUCUAGGGUUUUUAUUUUGGGGGAAUCUUCGCUACUGGAGAUCCAUUGACACGUUUUCUACCGGGGACCUCUUUUCGAACAGAGAACCUUUUUCCACCAUAGGGAUUCGUACGUCAUCGGCUUUGAAGCCUUCCCCGCCCAUUUUAAAUUAGUUAGUCAAUAAGCUUUCGCACUAAGGGAGAUCUCCUAGUUUGGCUGGCUUAAAUUUUUGUUGUUAGCCGUUAGUGGAUGUA
Molecule: messenger RNA, 1001 nt
Organism: Acanthoscelides obtectus
Lineage: Eukaryota; Metazoa; Arthropoda; Insecta; Coleoptera; Chrysomelidae
Source: the annotation of a GenBank genome assembly